CAUUUGGUAGAGCUCCCAUCGCGAUGUCAUAAAUGAAUGAACAAUAACUAUAUAUAAUUGUCUUAUCCCAUCGCGCCUAUAUACAUUCAGCCUUGGAAAUGGAGAAAAUGUCUCGGACGAAUUAAUGAAUAAUACUCCACGAACGAGCUCGCCUGUUGAUCAUCAUGUUAGCUGGGAAGUUAUCGUUUUUACUAGGCAUAUGUUCCUUGGCCGUAGGGACGAUUCUUCAGAAUGGACAAGUGAGGAUUACAAAUUACCCCGAUACUAAGAUAAACAUAUCUUCAUAUGACUUCCGCACAUACGAUGCGGAUGCCACCGAGCUGUCGUAUAAGGGGAGAUGGGACUCUAAGAAGAUCUCCUGGUGGUCAGCCCCAGGCCUCGUCUUCGGCUUCACAGGCCAAACCGUCGCCAUAACGUUCGGCGAACACACCAUCAACAGCACGCUCAUCGGAUACCGAAUCGCGGGAUUAGACUGGACCUUCACCAACGUGACAGCGGGUGCCACUCACCUCCUCGUUUCGCCCGAGACACCCGGCGUAAACGAGACGCAGCCCAUCAACCCCCUAACUUUUGAACUGCGCGUCACAAACUGGGAGUACGGUGUGCAGAUCGACAAGGUCCAUGUAGGUGCGGGUGAAUCGUUGGUCAAGAUCCCGGCGUACAACCGGACGAUUGAGUUUAUCGGUGAUAGCCUCUCGGCUGGUAUGUACACAAGCUACGAGGGUCUGUCGAGUUUUGCAUAUGGCGUGGGCGCUGGGCUGGGAGACACGGAGUACUCGGUCAUCGCGUUCCCCGGGAUAUGCGUCUCGGAUCAGAAUUGCUGGGGCCAUGCGCGUGGGCAGGUUCAUCAGUGGUUUUAUACGUCUGAUAUGAGUUCGCGGGCUUUGAGUAUCUAUGGAGAUGAGCCAGAGCAAUGGGACUUCAGCAAGCAAGAAACAACCCCUAACAUAGUGGUCAUCAACCUCGGAACCAACGACAACAACGCCCAUAACAAUGUAACCACUGCGACCUACGUUGAUGCUUACACAAAGCUCAUCGAAGGCGUGCAUGGAAAAUAUCCCAAAGCGCAGGUCAUAGUGAUGCAACUAUGGAUGGGCUUUAGCCGCACAGGCAACAGCUAUACGCAAGACCUAGGGUACGAGCAAGAACUUAAGGACAUCGUCGCCUACUUUAACUCCGACGAGUACCUCUCCGCACCGAAGACCUGGGACGGUACGACGAACACCACUGCGACACUCGAUGCGCCUAGCGAGAAGUUCGUGCAUUACUUCAGCACCAGGGGCAUAUUACAGCACAACGACAUUGGUCCCCAAUUUCACCCAACAGACGUGGGCGCCAUCAAAGUGGCGAGCCAUCUCAGUCAAUUCAUUAAGCUGACAUUUGGCUGGGAUUUAGUUGCUACAGGUCCUGAGAUAUUCCACGACACGACAUAUUGGAAUGACGAGAUGUACUACUAGACUACGAAAGAUCUAGGGUUAAUUAGUCAUAAUAUCUAUGGGAAAGGCUGCGUUGCUAGAGAUUAGAAAAAAGAAGCUUAGAUCGAUGGAUGUCUAAUUGAUUCGAUAACCCAUUUUAGGUAUAAAUAAUAAACGAAAAUCUACUGGGACCCUAACUAUGGCAUCGACGCAUACCUAGUUGCCUUUUGGAUCUCUAGUAUUUGUAUAUACGAAGCAGCCGAUGCGAAAGCCGAGCAAAACCGGGAAGCAACUGAUAUCGUAUCACCACAACCGCCCAUCAUCCCACCAACCUACCUUACCACGCUCAUGAACAUUCUCAGAAUGCUGACCCGACGGCAUCCGAGAACUAUAAUCGAAUUCAUUCAUGCGAGUCCUGAGCU
Molecule: messenger RNA, 1837 nt
Organism: Hypoxylon trugodes
Lineage: Eukaryota; Fungi; Ascomycota; Sordariomycetes; Xylariales; Hypoxylaceae
Product: SGNH hydrolase-type esterase domain-containing protein
Exons: 6
Coding region: 165-1457 (430 amino acids)
Molecular function (GO): carboxylic ester hydrolase activity
Source: RefSeq, a predicted model, not a curated record